AAGCUCCAUUAAGAAAAGCACCUCCUCCAUUUGAGAACCCUCCUUCCUCCUUUUUCCCCUGUUCUGUUCGCCUCUCACAUUUAUAAGAAUCUCCAAAUAUUCAUCCCAAUUCAUUGAGGGGGAGCCAGCCCAUCUAGGAAAAUUCCUCAUACAAUCACCCUCAACCUCCAGAAAUGAACAUUGUUUGAUCUGGAAUUCCACAGCACAGCGGAAAAAAGAGAAGAUUUUUCAAGAAUGGAAUCUAGCAUUGAAUGCGUGACAUCCACUGAUGGAUUGGAUGAAGAGGAGAUCUCUCGCUCAAAUCCCUUUUCUCAGUUUUCAUCUUCAAAGCCAUCUCACAACAAUAAUAUUAACAAUACUAAUCUCAAAGGCGUGCUCAUUAAUCCAGCCACAAGUGUUCACGAGCUUCUAGAAUGCCCUGUUUGUACCAAUUCUAUGUACCCUCCCAUCCACCAGUGCCACAAUGGUCAUACACUCUGUUCCACAUGUAAAGCAAGGGUUCACAACCGGUGUCCGACUUGUAGACAGGAGCUUGGUGAUAUAAGAUGCUUGGCGCUAGAAAAGGUGGCCGAAUCACUUGAACUUCCCUGCAAGUAUUGUUCACUUGGAUGCCCCGAGAUCUUCCCUUAUUAUAGUAAGUUGAAACAUGAGGCUGCUUGCAAUUUUAGGCCUUACAACUGCCCUUAUGCUGGAUCAGAGUGCUCUAUUGUUGGCGACAUCCCAUACCUAGUUGCUCACUUGAGAGAUGAUCACAAAGUCGACAUGCACUCUGGAUGCACAUUUAAUCAUCGCUAUGUUAAAUCAAAUCCUCGAGAUGUAGAGAAUGCCACGUGGAUGCUAACUGUUUUCCAUUGUUUCGGUCAGUACUUUUGCCUGCAUUUCGAAGCUUUCCAACUUGGCAUGGCUCCCGUUUAUAUGGCUUUUCUUCGUUUCAUGGGAGAUGAGAUGGAUGCUCGGAACUACAGCUACAGUUUGGAGGUUGGUGGAAACGGUCGAAAACUCAUAUGGGAGGGCACCCCUCGAAGCAUUAGAGACAGUCACAGAAAGGUCCGAGACAGCCAUGAUGGCCUCAUUAUACAGCGAAACAUGGCACUGUUUUUCUCUGGGGGAGACAGGAAAGAGCUGAAGCUUCGUGUAACGGGGAGAAUAUGGAAGGAACAACAGAACCAAGAGGGCGGAGCAUGCAUUCCCAAUUUCUGUAGCUAAAUGCUGCUCGGUUUAUUUUUGGGGCUUUUUAUCUUUUGAAGUGCUGUAACUCUUAUCCGAAUGUUAUGAGUAACAAUAUGUCGGUCAUUCUUCAAGUGUAAGUGUUUAGCUGCUGGGGCUUUCAGGCAAUUUAUAAGCUUCCCCUUUGUACCGCUCAACUUGUAAGAACAAUGCCACCAUAUGUAUCCCACAGAGCUGAUUAAUAAGUGUAAAGUUUUGUGCA
This is a messenger RNA of Sesamum indicum (sesame), 1429 nucleotides long. Its product is annotated as E3 ubiquitin-protein ligase SINAT5. The record is from RefSeq and is a predicted model, not a curated record. Gene Ontology annotation, molecular function: ubiquitin protein ligase activity; protein binding; zinc ion binding. Gene Ontology annotation, cellular component: cytoplasm. NCBI's taxonomy places the organism in Eukaryota, Viridiplantae, Streptophyta, Magnoliopsida, Lamiales, Pedaliaceae. Gene Ontology annotation, biological process: ubiquitin-dependent protein catabolic process; multicellular organism development.